Caenorhabditis remanei is the source of this 555-nucleotide messenger RNA. RefSeq lists its product as uncharacterized. The transcript is spliced from 2 exons. Bases 1 to 555 code for a protein of 184 amino acids. The record is from RefSeq and is a predicted model, not a curated record. Lineage: Eukaryota; Metazoa; Nematoda; Chromadorea; Rhabditida; Rhabditidae.
AUGAUUCACGUAUCUGGUUGCUCGAAGAAAAAAUCGUCUGCUGGCAAAACUUCAAAUGACGGAAAAUCAUUUUCAUCUACGAACAGUCGGGAAAACCUCACGGCCGAGAAAGGCUCAAAAGACAAUGGGAAUCCCGAACGAGUGAAGAAGUCAACUGAAGAAAAAAUUACGAGAAAAGAGAAUCUGGAACCACCACAGCUAGUAGUAACAUCAGCAACGAUGGAUGCUAAGAAGAAAGGAUCUGAUAGAAAAAAAGGAAAAAAGAAGUCAUCUGGGGAAACUGCCAAAAAGAAAAGCGCAAAGAGUGAGCAGAAGACACAGACGUUGGAUAUAGAAAAAUCAAAAGUGGCACAAAAGUCGUGUCUAAAUACAGCAAUCAUUGGAAGUACAAUGAUGGGAACAAUGAGAGAACCGUCAAAAAUUUCAAAGAUUUCUAAAGCCGGGGCAAACGCUAAUGGUGUAGAAGGUGGAGAAGGCGGAGAUGGAGGUUAUGAAAAACUUGGAGAUUUAUCGGCAGAUGAGUUGAAGAGAAUAGCCGAUGCUGCACCGGCCUAG